ACUGUCGUUUCCUGUUCUUUUAAGAAGUCAAACGCUGUAUGAAGACCACAUAAACGUAUAUUAAAUCAUGAAAUGGCAUCCCAAAAAUAGUCAGAACUGAACUUCAGAUUUAUUUGAAGAAAGAAAGAAUACUUUGACAAUGUGGGGCAAUGAUAAUUUUCCCAAAAGAAAUGGACAUGGGAUCCAGGAAUGGCCAGAUGGAUCUAAAUAUGAGGGAGAAUUCAAAAAUAACCUGAAACAUGGCUCUGGUGUCUUCACAUGGGCAAAUGGAGAGUUCUACAAAGGUUCAUUUUUUAAGGAUUAUCGCCACGGAAAAGGCACUUAUUCCUGGCCGAAUGGAUCCAAAUUCACAGGAAAGUUUUAUUUGAACCGUAAAGAGGGAUAUGGAAUUCAGGUUUUCUCAGAUGGAGCAACCUUCAAGGGUUUGUAUCAUGCUGAUGAACGCUUCGGGCCUGGGGUUUUAAAAUACCCUGAUGGGCGAAAAGAUGUGGGCCUUUGGCACAGAGAGAGGCUACUGCGAUUGUGUACCAUACUGGAGGGCGGCUUUACUCUUAGGGACUUCCCAGAACACAUGGACGGACUACCCAAGAAACACCUUCUGAACCAACCUCAACUUCUCUCCGUAGAGUCAAGGAUGGAUGAAGAGACAGACCAAGAUACCUCAGAGGACGAAGAACGCUUUAUCUUGCCUCCAGACAUUGAGAGAUAUUCUACGGAUUCAGACCACCUACCCGUCCCCAAGUUUCUACGUCAGGAACUGGACAUGCACUUUUUCGGUAGAAGUGACAUCAGCGUAGAGGAGCAGUCACCACCCACAGCCUUGCCUCUGCAGCAGCGCAUGAAUGGCAACAUUCAAAGACACAGAUUUGAGAUAGAGACAUUAGAUUGGGAUGUUGCCGCAGUCCUAAAUAUAAACAGAGAUCAGUUUGGACCCAAAGGUCAACUUGAACUGAACUCAGAGAAACUGAUCAAAGAGGCUUCACAUGGUGACUCCAAGAGCAUUUACCAAGUUCUCAGAGAUGGAAACGUCCAUCCUGACGUGAGUGACGCACAAGGACAUACGGCACUCAUCGCAGCCACGGUUAAUUGCCACAAUGACGUCAUCCACUUGCUGCUGAACAGUGGGGCUGAUGUUAAUAAGUUAAAUGAUGAAGGCAUGUCUGCUCUUGCUGUCUGCAGUGUCCUUUACUACCCAUUCCAAUCAUUAUGUGAGACACUGGCUGAGAAAAUUACCCAGAAUAUCAGCUCUGAAACAUGGAUUAAACCCCACACCCCUUUUGAGGAUGUCUCUCAAGAAUCCUCUCCAGAUCCAAUGACAGAAGCACCCAAAGAUGAAAGCGGUGAAGAGACAUUUGAGACAACAAGACAGAACAACCAUGCUGACAAAAAUCUUGAACCUGAGAACUUUAAUUACUCAGAGAAACUUGAAGCUCUAAAGAAUAGUUACGAAAACAAGGACACAAGGGAAGAUGAGAUAGUUACUUAUACUGAACAUCUAGAGAGCCUCAACGUCUCUGAGGACCCAGAAGCUCCAGAGCAAAUCAACAAAAACAAGGAUGUAAACAAGGAUGAGAUUGUCACUCAGCAACCCGAAGGCCUCAAGAACUCUGUGGAACCUUUAGCUCAAGAGCCAAUCAAACAAAACCAAGUCACAAAUGAAGAUGAGACGGUUCCCCAGCCUGACCAACCUGAAGGCCUCAAGAAAUCUGAGGUACCUUUAGCUCAAGAGCCAAUGAAACAAAACCAUGUCACAAAUGAAGAUGAGACGGUUCCCCAGCCUGACCAACCUGAAGGCCUCAAGAACUCUGAAGAACCUUUAGCUCAAGAGCCAAUGAAACAAAACCAUGUUGCAAACAAAGAUGAGACAGUUCCCCAGCCUGACCAACCUGAUGGCCUCAAGAACUCUGAAGAACCUUUAGCUCAAGAGCCAAUGAAACAAAACCAUGUCGCAAACGAAGAUGAGACAGUUCCCCAGCCUGACGAACCUGAAGGCCUCAAGACCUCUGAGGAACCUUUAGCUCAAGAGCCAUUGAAACAAAACCAUGUCGCAAAUGAAGAUGAGACAGUUCCCCAGCCUGACGAACCUGAAGCCCUCAAGACCUCUGAGGAACCUUUAGCUCAAGAGCCAAUGAAACAAUACCAUGUCACAAACGAAGAUGAGACAGUUCCCCAGCCUGACCAACCUGAAGGCCUCAAGGACUUAGAGAAUCUUCAAGCUCAAAAUCAAAGCACUGAAAACAUGGGUGUGAACAAGGAAGCAGUUCUUCAGCCUGAGCUUGAACAAGACAGGCAAACAGUAGAACCACACGUCAUCAAGUUCUCAAAGAUACUUAAGACUAGAUCCAUUCAAGUCUUUGAUGAUAAAAUCCCAGUGGGCUCAGUGUCCUGGCAAGAGCAGAUGCUGGAGAAGUAUAACAACUCUGAGAAAGAGAUAGAUCAGGAGAUGGAUGAAGGUUUGGAAAGGAGCAUCAAAUCAGAUGACCCUACCUUUGAUUCUGCAUGUUCUAUGGCUAGUUUUCACAUUUACGUCACAGAGGAGGACCUGCAGAAGAGUGCAGAGGCCCUGUGCCAGAUAAGUACAGUGACCCCUGCAGACACCCAAGAGACAGUCUGGAAAAUUGCCCUUCUAAAGACAGAGCAUCGGAAUCGAUGGGUCACAAUUAAGCUACUGUUGGAGAGAGGAGCAGACCCAAAUGCCUCUACUGUCCCCAUGCCAGUCAUCUUCCUGGCUAUCAAAGCUUCCCAUGUCGAGGGGGUUCGCCGUCUGCUGGAGUGUGGGGCUUGCACAGACAUACCUCUACCUCCAGAGCAAAAGGGCCUUUACCCCCUUCACAUAUCAGCAGGAUUACCAGGAGUAGAGGGCACAGAAAUCACUGAACUCCUUCUUCAUGCCCUGGCAGACCCUGACGUCAAAGCUGAGGAUGCUGAUGAAGUCUAUGAGCUUGAUAAGAACAUGUUUGAGAUCCAGGCCUUUGAGAAUAAACAUUUCAUGGCCUCUGGACCCCCAGCUAAGUUCAGUUGCACCCCUGUCGAGCUUCCACAGGAAGGCGGGAGGACACCACUGCACGUGGCCUGCCAAAGAGACAGUGAUUAUACAAAUGCUAGAGAUGUGGUGGCCCUUCUCCUUUCUCACAGAGCAAGUACUAAUCAUUUGUGGAGUGGCCAUUCACCCCUGUCUCUGGCCAUCGCAAGUGGUAACGACCUUGCUGUGGAUGAACUGCUGGAUGGGGGAGUAGAUCCCAAUCUUCCACUCACUCGUCACGUGGGUAGCGCCCUCUGUGCCCUUGCCAAUAUCAACUAUGACGGUGGACCACAUCCACGCAACCAAGUCAAGCUGCUUGAGAAGUUGAUCAAAGCUGGCGCUAACAUUCUCCAGCCUGUCAUGAUGGGCGAGGGACGCAGGUGCGCUGUGGGAACUGUCGUGGAUUAUGCUCACUACGCAUUCCAACAGGACCAGCGAGUGGCUCAUACCCCAUAUCAUGCCCUAAACAAACGUGAGAGACAGGUUUAUAACAGCCGACGGCAGUUGCUAGGCCUCAUGGGAGAUCUCCUGAGACAGGCAGCAAUCCGAAUGGAAAGAUGCCGCGUUGAGGAGGAACGGAGCCAAGGCAUACUCAGUGUCAGUCCCUCAGAGAGGUUUGUGUACACUGGAACAGGUGCCACACAGAGUCUGCUGAGCUCUUCUGAUGAGAAUGACAUUAGUCGGAAAGUACAGAGAAAACCUCUCUUCAAAUAUUGCUACCAGUGUGGUCGUUCAGUUGGGGUGGUCCUGUCGGCUUGUAGCCGCUGUCUUGAGGUCUUUUACUGCAGCAAGACCUGCAAAAUAAAGGCCUGGGACGAGCGUCACCGAGACGAGUGUAUCCGUGUGCCAGUUGUGAGUGGUGACAAUAGUAGAGGUAAACACACAUUCAGCAAUCGGCGUCAACCUCUUUCAGCCAAAGACGUCAAAGGCAAGACCUUCCAUCUGAACGUGACCCCAGAAAUACAAGAAUAUGACCUUAAAGAAAAUUACAGUUUUAUUUAGCUGUUAAAGGCUUAAAUGUUUCCCCAGACUCCAAUUAAAUAUAAUUAGUAAUGUAAGGUUGUGGCCUCACAUUACUCUUUCUGAAAAGCUUUUGUUCUGUUAUUCUGUCACAGAAUGUGACUUGUCAUUCUAUCUAACACUUUUUUUUAACCUCAUACAUCCUCGUAUAACAUGUAACAAUAACAUUUUGAAGGUCUUGUAGAAUAGUUUUUUAAAGGGCA
Molecule: messenger RNA, 4245 nt
Organism: Xyrauchen texanus (razorback sucker)
Lineage: Eukaryota; Metazoa; Chordata; Actinopteri; Cypriniformes; Catostomidae
Product: ankyrin repeat and MYND domain-containing protein 1-like
Exons: 16
Coding region: 140-4024 (1294 amino acids)
Molecular function (GO): protein binding
Source: RefSeq, a predicted model, not a curated record